AUGUGGUUUCCAAGUGUUUUAUCUAUUUUUUACCUCUGCUUAUUAUUACCUGUUCAUGGUAAAAUUUUAAAAGCAGAGGUAGUCUCAUCACAGUCUUUCAUCCGAAAAGAGCUUAGAGGUUUAAAUGAGCUUCUAGGACUACAAUUCACUGUUUUCGGAAGUUUGUUUGAGUUAGCUCUUCAUCGUUGUGAACCUCCCAUACAAGCUAAUUGUGUUCUAAAAUAUUCUCAGAAUAACGCUGAAAACGUGGUUCGGGUCCAUGAAUUGGGUAUUGCUGAUUACGUAGGUAAAGUCAUAGGAGAUAACAGAUCCCGUGUGAAUCUAAUGGACUCAUUAAAGCUAUAUUAUGGAACAAUUCAAUCUGAAAAAGGAAAUAUUAUCUUCCGACCAGUUUUGCCCAGUGAUGCUCACUCCAACCAAGGUGACAUCCUAUUUAUGCUGGUCGAUGAGCCUGUGAAUAUAGCUCCUGAAGUUCUUUCCCCAAUAAGAACAAAUCAUACUUCAUGUAAACGGAGUGUACCCUUCAUUUCCUCACGUGAAACACACGAAAAUAAAAGCGUUGUUGAACCUCAUAAACUAAACCGAUGUAAUGUGCGCAUAGUGGUUGACAGUAACUACGCGAAGGACCGAGAUCUCACAGCGGUUUAUAGCUACGUUAACACUAUGAUGGAGAAAGUGAACGAGAUUUUCACGAGAACUGACUUCGACGAAGGUUAUUCUGACAACGAUCUAAAUGAAAAGAACAGAGGAAGAUAUGUUGGGAUGGGGAUGCAAGUCAUUUCUAUCGAUAUUCUGAAGGAUAACCACAGCAAUAAUAAAUCCUUUGAAUAUUCUGGAGAUAUUCUGUGGAACAUGUCGGAUCUACGCGAUAGCUUCGUGCUGAGCUCUUACUGUAACAACACGUGUAUCUGCCAUUUGAUCACUGGCAAGAUGUUCAUAGACAGUCAACACUUGGGAGUAUCCGAUACGGCUAGUCCAAAUACUGGUAUAUGCAACAACAGGAAUGCAGUUGUCACUCGUGCCGCUGAUAAUUUUUCUGAUUACAACUCUUUGAAGAGCUAUUUGGUUGCUGCUCAUGAAUACGCACACUUAUGGGGCUCUGAUCAUGAUGAUUUUAGUGAAAUAGAUUCCUUGCUAAGAAGUUAUCAAGUAAACGGUUACAAGGAUAGUCAUUACACUUUCUCCCCCGAUUCGAAAAAAAACAUAAGUGAUAACAUAAGUGAUAUCGAAAAUAACGGGGGCUGCUUUGUGGAGCGUUCAAAGAAUAUUUGUGGCAAUGGUUAUGUGGAAAAAUCCGAAGAAUGUGAUAGCGGGGAUAAAAUCAAUGACGCAUGUUGUAUGCCGAAUUGUACUUUCGCAGCUAAUGCUAGAUGUUCACCUCUGAACCAUGCUUGUUGCACUGAAGAUUGUAAAUUACAUAAUACAUCCCGCAAGUGUUAUGAUUCCGUUCCUGAGCUAUGCGAAGACAACACAUACUGCAAUGGUUUCCAUGCAAAUUGCCCACCGACGGAAAAGUUGCACAAUACUACUUGCUAUGGAAAUGGAACGUGUAUGAAUGGUACCUGCAUCUCCUUCUGCGAAAUGAAUAAAAAGCAAGAUUGCACUUGUACAGGAAAAAAUGUAUGUCUUCGGUGUUGUAGAGAUAAAGAUGGCGUUUGCUCUCCUGAAGCGGAUUUACUUCGAUCCGAUCACGAGAAUUGUGGAAUGAAUAUGAUCUGCAUGGAAGGAGCAUGCGUUUUAGUACCAAAAGCACAUUUUCCAAACAUCGGAGGAUACUCUUGGACAGUCUUCUCGUUCUUGAUGUUCAUUGUAGUGACGUGUAUUUUCAUUCUUUCUUCCUUUUUAGUAUAUACAUAUGAUAAAGAACAAAUGAAGAAACCAGAGCCAGCUGUUCGAUAUUCUCCUCCUGCGGUUGCUGAUUCUACUUAA
Molecule: messenger RNA, 1929 nt
Organism: Auanema sp. JU1783
Lineage: Eukaryota; Metazoa; Nematoda; Chromadorea; Rhabditida; Rhabditidae
Source: the annotation of a GenBank genome assembly